Messenger RNA from Gadus morhua (Atlantic cod), 1245 nucleotides. It is a transcript of the gene gskip, whose product is annotated as gsk3b interacting protein. The transcript is spliced from 3 exons. NCBI's taxonomy places the organism in Eukaryota, Metazoa, Chordata, Actinopteri, Gadiformes, Gadidae. Gene Ontology annotation, cellular component: cytoplasm. The record is from RefSeq and is a predicted model, not a curated record. Gene Ontology annotation, molecular function: kinase regulator activity; protein kinase A binding. The coding region runs from base 256 to 648 and encodes 130 amino acids. Gene Ontology annotation, biological process: regulation of canonical Wnt signaling pathway.
CGCCAUGAUGUCAUCACAACAUGGCGAAGCUGAGUCGGUGCGGGACAACAACUCCAAUCUAGAGCUCGCAAUUGGUGUUAAAUAGCUCCCAUGUUAACUAUAUGUGUGCAAGGAUGCAACCAGAAACAUCGUUUGUUGGAAAUACAGUGUGCAGGAUUAACUUUUAGCAGCUAAUUAGCGCUACUUUUGACCGGGAACGGUGUCGCCGCGACGAUUUACCCGGUUAGCCUGACGUGCAGUGUACCCGAAGAGGAGAUGGAAGUGGAUUUCCAGCCAGAGGACUCCUCCUCGUUUAGAGAAGGCAUCGAGCUGGGAGGCGUCAAGGACAUGAGAUCGGAGGCGGACGCCGUGGUCAGUGAUGUACUCUUUGCCGUGAACGAAAUGUACGUGUCACAAAGCCUCGACAGCGCAUUGGACGUUGCGUACAUAAAUGUGCAAACAAGAGAGACCAAUCGCUAUUGCCUUGAACUCACAGAGGCUGGAUUGAGGGUGGUGGGCUAUGCCUUCGAUGAAGUGAAUGAAGAUUUAAGCACCCAGUAUCACGAGACCAUUUACUCCCUUCUGGACACACUAAGUCCAGGAUACAGAGAGGCCUUUGGGAAUGCUCUGCUCCAGCGACUCGAGAGGCUACAACAAACUGGACAUUAAGGAAGCAAGACUCAGCAAUUCACUAAACGUAGUCCGACCUUAGCCCACCUCACCCCCAAAAAAACAAGGUUUGCAAUGUAAAUUGUUCUACAUUGAUGGGGCUUUUUUUUUGUACACCACUUAAUUGCUCGUCUCACUGUUCAACUUCGAGACCCUUCCUAGGUCUAAGGGAUAUUUUCUUUAGCUUUUCUUGCCUGUCAAAUCCAACUACUAUAAAGUGAACAAAUUGCUAUUUACCUACCGAACUUAACCUAAAGAACCUGCUUUCCUUAAACUGAUGUAGGAUGAGACAUGUCAUACAGCUUUUGAAGUUGAUACUGCUAACCAACUGAAAAUGCUCCCGUUACACUAUUAGGUUUGACAGUUCACUAGCCAAUUUCUCACUUUUGAACCUCAAGUAUUAACGCUUUUAUGAAGCCCAUGCAAGCUUGCGUUUGAAAUUAGAAAUGAAGCACAUUGAUCCAGCUCAACAUGAGACUGAGACAACCACACCAUUGGCCUAGAGACACCUUGCGCAUGAUUAUAAUGAAGUGAAACAUUUGGCUAGCAUUAGUAUUUCUAUCCUUUGUCAAAUAAAAAUGUAAUACCCAUUUCCAA